Messenger RNA from Rotaria sp. Silwood2, 1551 nucleotides. The record is from the annotation of a GenBank genome assembly. Lineage: Eukaryota; Metazoa; Rotifera; Eurotatoria; Philodinida; Philodinidae.
AUGCCUGAUCGUACUCGUUGUGCCUCAAUUAUAUUGUUUAUAGUAAGCAUUGGAUUUAUGGUUGCUGGUGUUCUAUUGAUAGUUCUUGGUGAUUCAGUUAUUAAAAAGAUUGUUAAAAAUGAAUGUCAAUUGAAAUCAGGAACAAUGCUUUACGAUGCUUGGCAUGAUUCUCCUGUACCAUUAUAUAUAUCAUUUUAUGUAUUUGACCUUAAUGAUACAGAAUUUCUUAACGGUACAUCAAAACCACGUCUUAAACAGCGUGGACCAUUUGUCUAUAAAGAAGAAAGACAGAAAACAAAUGUCGCAUGGUAUACGAAUGAAACAAUUUCUUAUCAAGAACCGCGCUCAUUUACAUUUGAUCCAUCACGAUCAGCUGAGCUUGAAACAGUAAAUAUUACUACAAUUAAUCUUGUUUAUAUGACAUUAGUGAAUUAUCUUCAAAUGGAAGAUGUUCCUCGUACAUUUCGACGUAUAGUUGGAGACUUAUUAUCUGCUCAAGAAAAACCAAUUAUGAAACGUUCUGUAAAAGAGUACAUUUGGGGUUAUCAAGAUCCAUUACUGCAUAUGCUUAAAAGUGAAUUUCCGAGCAUUAUCACUGACGAUGAAGUAUCAGCUUAUUAUUUAGCGAUACGUGAAUCUCGAUCAAAUAUAUUUUUAAUUAAUAAUGGUGUUGGUAUUGAUACAAAUCAUGCUGAACGUAUUAAUAAUGUUGGUCAAGUUGAACGGUUCAAUUUUGAAAACAGCUUACCAUUUUGGUCGAAUGAAUAUGCGAAUAUGAUUAAUGGAACAGAUAGUACAAUAUGGCAUCCAUAUACAACAGAUACUGAACGAAUUUAUACAUUUAUAUCUGACAUUUGUCGAUCAGUUUAUCUUGAUUUUAAGGAAAGACGUACUAAUAAAUAUAAUAUUAAAAAUUAUCGUUAUACAACACCAAACAGUGUAUUUGCAAAUUCAACAGAAAAUGAAGGUUUUUGUUUGAAUUUUACAACUUCUAAUAAAACACAUGAAUUGGAAUGCUUAUCAAGUGGUCUGUUUUCCUUAAGAACGUGUCUACGUUUAACUGAUAAUUCAACACCAAUUGCAAUACCAUUACCCAUCAUUGGAUCAAGUCCACAUUUUCUUGGAGCUGAUCCUUCAGUACAAAAUGGUGUUAUUGGACUAACACCCGAUGAAAUAAAACAUCGUAGUUUUAUGGAUAUAGAACCACUUACUGGCAUUGUUAUGAAUGGAUCUCGACGGCUACAAAUCAAUCUAAAUGUUAUUAAUGAUUCAGCCAUAAAUGCAAUAUCUCGCCUAAAUCCAGUUGUUUAUCCCAUGCUAUGGAUUGAUGAACAUGCAGAAAUCGAUAAACCUAAUGCGAAUAAAUUUUCCAGAAAAGUAACUAGACCAAUUACGGUACUUCAUGUUAUGAAAUAUCUUAUACUUGGUAUUGGUAUUGCUUUAUUUAUUUAUGUAAUUGCUUUAAUAGCCAAUAGUCUAUAUAAAACAUGUACAUCUGGUCCUGCUUUUCCAAAACCGAAUGUAAGUGAAACAUCGGCAUUACUCUUUUGA